This is a messenger RNA of Dermochelys coriacea (leatherback sea turtle), 555 nucleotides long. It is a transcript of the gene ANKRD53, whose product is annotated as ankyrin repeat domain 53. Gene Ontology annotation, molecular function: protein binding. The transcript is spliced from 5 exons. NCBI's taxonomy places the organism in Eukaryota, Metazoa, Chordata, Testudines, Dermochelyidae. Bases 1 to 555 code for a protein of 184 amino acids. Gene Ontology annotation, cellular component: spindle pole. The record is from RefSeq and is a predicted model, not a curated record. Gene Ontology annotation, biological process: positive regulation of microtubule polymerization; regulation of mitotic cytokinesis; regulation of mitotic spindle organization.
AUGGGGGGGGAGUGGGGCUUCUCAGCCAUCCAUCUAGCAGCUUUACACGGCCGGCUGGAGUGCCUGAAACUGAUAGUCGAAAAGUUUGAGGUUGAUGUGAACUUGGCCAGUCUGACAGGAUGGACACCCAUUCACCUGGUGAUGAACAAGGAGAGUGGCCCCAGGACAUUGGAGUGUUUGCAGUACCUCAUUGGAAAGGGAGCAGACAUCAAUGUUCAGAACCAGGGCGGAAUGUCACCACUUCACAAGGCAGCCAGUGAAGGACGCCUCGACUGCAUCAUUGAACUGGUAGAGGCUGGAGCUGAUGUCCACGCCAAGGAUGCAGAGGGGCAGCAGCCCAUUGACCUCUGCAGGAUAUGGGCCCACAGGAGCUGUGCUAGGUACCUGAAUGAUGCCAUGUGGAAAAUAAACAAGCGCAAUUUUGCUCGCGAAAUGCACAAGCUGAACCAAAUCAAAAGUGAAUGUCAGCACUCAGAACAAAACUUCCUGAAGAUAGAGAAGGUCUUGAGUGCCAUCAGCACAUCCCGCUGGGCAGGAAUGACAGAGGAAUACUGA